Molecule: messenger RNA, 2623 nt
Organism: Ipomoea triloba (trilobed morning glory)
Lineage: Eukaryota; Viridiplantae; Streptophyta; Magnoliopsida; Solanales; Convolvulaceae
Product: G-type lectin S-receptor-like serine/threonine-protein kinase At4g27290
Exons: 6
Coding region: 61-2460 (799 amino acids)
Biological process (GO): protein phosphorylation; recognition of pollen
Molecular function (GO): protein serine/threonine kinase activity; ATP binding
Source: RefSeq, a predicted model, not a curated record
CAGUAACAUAUAAUCUUAUCAUUAUUGUUCUUGUAUGGGAAUUGGCGUGGUUAGUUAUCCAUGGCGGAUUUUCAUUUUCAUUUUCAUCACCUUUACCUUUUUCUCUUCUCCUUAAUUAUCUUCUCCAUACUAAAGAUUUCUCCGGCGAGAGAUACUAUUUCUCUCGAUGAUCCUCUCCCAGAAAAUGAAACCAUCAUUUCCUCGGGAGGAACUUUUGAGAUGGGAAUCUUCAGUCCUUCUUUCACUUUCUCCUACGUCGGAAUAUGGUACAAGAAUAUUCCGGCUAGACCUGUAGUCUGGGUGGCCAACAGAAAAGUUCCGCUCAGUAAAAACGUGACGUCUCUGGUGUUAAAGAUCGUUAACUCAUCCCACCUUGCCCUCCUUAGUAACGCCAACGAUGUUAUCUUGUCCGUUAACACGUCGUUAUCUUUUUCGUCUCCGGUGAUGCAAUUACUGGAUUCCGGGAACCUUGUGGUGCGAGACGCCGGAGAUGAAAACCCGGAAAAUUUUUUAUGGCAGAGCUUUGAUUAUCCGACGGAUACUUAUUUACCGGGGAUGAAAAUGGGGAUAAACUUUGAAACUGGGCAUGAAGUUUAUCUUUCGGCGUGGAAAAGUGCUGAGGAUCCAUCACCGUCUGAUUAUACAUCAAAUCUUCUCGUCACCGGAUAUCCACAGGGAAUUAUCCGGCAAGGAAAAGCGUUAAUUUGCCGGAGCGGGCCGUGGAACGGGGUGAGGUGGAGCGGGAUUCCCAGCCCGGACAUAAAUCCCAUUUACAAUUACGUUUUAGUCAUCAACAAGACCGAGAUUUACACCAAUUAUUCUCUGGUGAAUAAAUCUGUGAUUUCAGUGUUAUAUAUGAACUACACUGGUGUUGUUCAUCGCCUGAUGUGGGUGGAGGGGAUGAGAGAUUGGAUAACAAUUGGGAAAUUGCCCACAGAUGAUUGUGACAGAUAUGGGAACUGUGGGGGAAAUGGGCUCUGCAAUAUAGGCAAUUUUCCAGUUUGUGGUUGCUUGGAUCACUUCUUGCCCAGAAACCAGGCAGAUUGGGGGAUGGCAAAGUUUGCUGGAGGGUGUGGCCGGAAGAAGAGCUUGGAGUGCCACACUGGAAAAGAUGCAGGUGGGUUUCUCAAGUAUUCGGGGAUUAAAGUGCCAGAUACCCAGAAUUCUUGGUACAACGAGACGAUGACGCUCCAAGAAUGCCAGCAAGAAUGCUUGAGAAACUGUAAUUGUACCGCGUUUUCGAGUUUGGAUGUCAGGAAUGGAGGGAGUGGGUGUCUGAUAUGGUUUGGGGACUUGGUUGACAUUAGACAGAUGGCUGGAAGAGGGCAAGACAUAUUCAUCAGACUUGCAGCUUCUGAACUAGUUUCUGGUUCAGGGUUCAGAAGGGAGCACAGAAAAAUUCUGGAAAUAGUUGCAGUCACUUUGUCAUCAGUUAUUGGAUUGUUUCUGAUAUCAGGGCUAAGCUUGAUGUUGUAUGUGCGGAGAAAGAAGAAGACUAAAUUUCUGCGCGAUGAAGAUUUCGAGCUGCCUGUUUUUCACUUGCGUACGAUAGCUCGAGCUACCAACACCUUUUCAGCCGACAACAAGCUUGGAGAGGGCGGUUUUGGACCUGUUUACAAGGGUGUACUGGAAAAUGGGCAGGAAAUUGCUGUGAAGAGGCUUUCCAAGGCAUCUGUGCAAGGAAUUCANUGCUGCAUUCAAGGGGAAGAACAGAUGUUAAUCUAUGAAUACAUGCCUAACAGAAGCUUGGACCUCUUCAUAUUUGAUCCCACAAAAAGGAAGCUACUCGACUGGCCUAAACGGUUCAACAUAAUCAAUGGAAUCGCUCGAGGCCUGAUGUAUCUUCAUCAAGAUUCAAGACUCAGAAUUAUCCAUAGGGAUCUCAAAGCUAGCAAUGUUUUGCUAGACGUUGAAAUGAACCCGAAGAUAUCAGACUUUGGAUUGGCCAGGAGCGUGGCAGGGAAUGAGACGGGAGCAGACACAAGUCGAGUUGUUGGAACACAUGGCUAUAUGUCUCCCGAAUAUGCAGUGCUCGGGAUUUUCUCAAUUAAAUCAGACGUGUUCAGCUUCGGUGUCUCCGUGCUCGAGAUUGUCAGUGGUAAGAGAAACAAAGGAUUUUCCCUGGAUGAUCAAUACCACACCCUCCUUGGGCAUGCCUGGAAACUUUACAGAGAAGGCAGAUCAGAUGAACUAGUAGAUGAUGAUCUAUUAGUUGAAUCAGGUGAUCUCUCUGAAGUUCUGAGAUCAAUCCAUGUCGGUUUGCUGUGCGUGCAGCAAUAUCCCGAUGACAGACCAAUCAUGUCUUCUGUAGUUCAGAUGUUAAGCAAUGACGCGGCAUUGCCUGAACCGAAAGAGCCCGGUUUCUUCACAGGAAAAUGGCUUACCAGUGAAUGUUCAUCAAGCACACAAGCUGCAAGUUCCUUAAAUGAAGUUUCCAUCAGCUUGUUUGAUCCUAGGUAGUUGGCUGUUUGAAUUUCCUAUGCUAAGUUCUGCACAAACACAAAUGGAAAUUAUGUAAAUAUAUAUAGUUUUGCGGUUUCUGAUGUUCACUCCAUACAUGUUUUUGACUUCUGCUUGUCCAACUUACACUAUUAAUACGUGAAAUUACUUUGGAAUAUGGUAA